AAUGCAGGUGAUGUAAUGCGCAGCGAAACGUUGUGUGUGGGCUCCCGUUGUGCCUGUUCGCAGGCGCAUCUGUUCUAAGACGUCGACCUAUUCUAUUGCCACUAGUCAGUCGCCAACAGACGCCACCAGCUCAUCUAGUGUCGAAUAGGCGUUCAGACCGCAAGCUGAGCUCGUUAUCAACUGAACAAGGCUGAGGCGCAUGCGCCUGAGAGCCUGACCUCUGCAGCAAUGGCUUUUACCUUCUGCCUGAGGUGUCUGCCUUGGCCUUUGCCUUGUUCCUCUGCUGGGAGUACUAAACCUUUACGAUAUCAUUCUUGAAUCUGGACGACUGAAGCCUGUCUUUCUCCCCCGGUUGAUUCUACUAUGGACUCAUCAAGCGAUUCCAGCUGGAUGAACGCCUGUCACAAUGGAAUCUUGAUAGAACAGCCAUGUACACAUAGGUACAUAGAGAUCUCGGAGACAAAGUCGGGGUUGAGUGUCAUCCAAGAGAUCAAACGCGACGAGGAUAUUCCAGCCUUGUGCCAAAGUGAUCCGUCAACUCCAGACACUGUGUGGAUGCUGCGAUUCCUGGUUACAUUGACCUCACGCCCCAGUAACUGGGCUAUACCUUAUUCGCGGGCAUCGUAUAGUGCGCUACAAAAACAUUGGCAUAUGCCCAAUGUUUGUUUUUCUUUCUUACAGGUUAACAGCAACCCAAUGCCAUACAGUCCUAUUCUUGGCGACCCUUCAUGGGAAGGUAUUCAUCUCAGCUCUAAUUCACCGCGUUGCUUUGAUUUGUGGCUAUCCCGUAAUCCGACCACACGCACCAUGUUCUCGAUACUGGCCAGCAAUGACCCCUUCACCUUGGACAGUAUCGUUCAAGAAUUACUGGCCGCGAAAAGUUUCGCCUUCCAGCCUUAUCUUCUACCAUUCAUAGUGACGGGAAACAAACUUCAGGGUUUAGCAGGGCAUUUUAACCGACUCAGUAAAGACUUCCAAUCCAUAAGCCAUAUUCUAGGCUCCGACGAAUACUUCGUGCCAAUGUUAGACCAGACUGAAGGGCCUAAUAUGACCGACAUGCCACGUAAACUGACAGCUAUGGCUACCGCUUUGGGAGGUAUCGUGAUUACACUGGAAGCUUUCCAGGACACGAUAGACUUUGUUGAAGAUCAGCUCGAGAAACACUCUCGACUCGGUCCAAUGGAUGUCGUAGCUGAGAUGCGACAUCGCCUUGGUGUAAUUCGAUUCAAACACGGGGAUAUGCGAAAGAGAAGCGAGGCGAUGAAGGAUACGGUGCAGGUACAGGUGCAAAUGGUGUAUGCUGUCCUCCAGCAAAAGGACAACGAACUUAGCCUUCGUUACGGUGCUGAUAUGCGCAUCAUUUCUGCUGUCACGCUCAUAUUCCUCCCUGGCACCUUCAUCGCCACGUUAUUCAGUACAAGCUUCUGGAAUUUCGAUCCCCAAGGCACCGGACCGCACGUCUCGAAAUGGGUAUGGCUGUAUUUUGUCAGCACGGUAGUGUUGACAGUGGCCGUUCUCGGAGUGUGGAGAGGAUUCACAGCCCUCCGACUUCUCAAGAAACGCGUCUUGAGUACCUGGAACAACAACGUCUUGUUGAAGAAGCUGAGGAGAGUGAAGGAUCCGGUCGAUGAAGAAACCGGCAAGAAGGGGGCUUAAAGAGAUGAACAGAGAAGGGUGAGAAAGCUAGGAAGCAUUCAUGACUUAAGUUGUUUCCGCUGUAGUAUCAGCUGGGUGGUUUGCCUCAUACACAUUGAUUUUGAUACCGCUUAUUAUGAUAGUAAAUGUUCACAAACGUUCCAUCGAGUGCUAGGCGAUCCUCCCAACUAUCCACUCCCUCAUAGUUCUCCGGCCGAAGAUGAUUGCCGACUCCCAGCAG
This is a messenger RNA of Dothidotthia symphoricarpi CBS 119687, 1876 nucleotides long. RefSeq lists its product as uncharacterized. Gene Ontology annotation, cellular component: membrane. Gene Ontology annotation, molecular function: metal ion transmembrane transporter activity. The record is from RefSeq and is a predicted model, not a curated record. NCBI's taxonomy places the organism in Eukaryota, Fungi, Ascomycota, Dothideomycetes, Pleosporales, Dothidotthiaceae. The transcript has 6 exons. Gene Ontology annotation, biological process: metal ion transport; transmembrane transport. The coding region runs from base 364 to 1656 and encodes 430 amino acids.